CAACGCGCUGUGUUUAAUUGCAAUGAGCAUUUUUUGAUAGCCUACAUAAUGUCAACAACAGUAAACAUCAUAAAAUUAGCUUCCCAUUUAUUUUUAGAUGAUGCAUAUUGGAUGUAUACCAAGAUCAAAACAAAAGUCAAACCUGCGUGAUGAGGUGAAUUGGCACAGCACGUGCAUCAAUCGCUUAAUAACUGUCAGAACGGAACGGGCGGUGCAUUAAAAAAAAAGGCAAAGUGCAUUGCAUUUUGACUUUUGAUUGAAUGCAAAAAUCGAUCAAUACGAAGUUCGAAUUUUAAAAGUUUCUUUCCGAGCCGAAAUAAGAAAAUAAAUAACGUGGUAAAUUAAGCCGAGCCAGUAAAAUGGAGGAUAGAAUUUCAAUGCUUAUACAAAACAUAGAUAAGUGUCUACUAGCUAAACUUGAAAGGAAUUGUGAAGAAUGCAAACAUCAUGAUGAAUAUAGUUUACGAAAAGAUAUAUUAAUUGCAGAAUUUCCAAUAGCAUUUAACCUACUUGGAGAGGUAGACCUGAGACAUGUUCCAUCUGCCGCAGAUGUCCUAUCAUCUCUGCUAAUAAUGUACGAAGAGCUACAAUUAGAUGCAGUAUGGAAUCCAGACAUUUCCAAGGAAUACGCGAAACAACUAAAUAAUUUUCUGGAAUUGUCAUGUGACAUAACAUUUGAUAACAUGUUGAAGGUAAAGAGACCUUUCUAUGAACCACAGGAGGUAUUCGACUACUGCAUGGAGAAGAUACAUAGGAGGCUUACAUCUGAGAAUUUUAAGAGAUAUCCAGCAACUAUUGAUGUGUAUUGCAAACUUAUUCAAAAUAUAAAAGACUACAGCAUAUCCGUGAAUCCACAAAAGACAUUGCCAGCAUCACUCCUCCUCAUUGAUGAUUACAUGACAGUCCACAAGACCAAAGGUUUGAAGAGUUGUGCUGCUAUUUUACAGAGCAUGGCAUCAAAUGGGUUCCAUAACGGCAACUACUAUGAAGUUGUGUACACAAGUCUCAAGAACUCUCUCCAGGUGCAGUAUGUUGAUGUGAACAAGCUCUCUCAUAUAUGCCUCAUGGAACUGAUAAGGCUUCUGCCUGCACAGGAAAAGACAGUAAAGUCGGGAGACCUUUUUGUAGUCACCCUGGAGCAGCUGUACCAAGAAUCCAACUUGCUCAGAAAAGCCAACAACUUCAGGUUCAGUAAGAAGCUGAUUGAGAUCAACGGCGUGAACUGCGCGAACAGGAAGAAGAUGUUCUGCACCAUCAUGUGUGACAACCUGGACACAUGCUCCAAUGUGGAUGUGGCACAAAUGUUGCUUAUGUCUAUUUUAGAGUGUUUCGAAGAAUGGAUUAAGCACUGCUGGUGCGUCUGGAACGUUCGUCUCCCAUCCGACCAGCACCUCCUCUCGCUCCUCCUAAAAGUCAUGUACAUCAACAUCCAUGACGAGCAACUCUCCAAAAAACUCCAGGACAUAAUAGAAACCCUCAUUUGUAUUUGUACUAAGGAAGACCAGCAGCAGAUAUUGGGGAGUUUGGAGGCAAGGAGGCAGUUGACUAGUCAGGAGUUUUUGAGGAGACUUGAAGCGACCAGAAAUGAAGCUCGUGCUUUUGCGCAUCGACCAUAAAUGAAGGGAAUCAUUGGCAAAGCGCGAAUUCUGUACCUCUAGCACUGACUGCGCGAACGGAUUGUGGGUUUAAAAGAUUAUCCACCUCUUCUUCAUGUCCUGCACCAAAGAUAUGGAAGAUGCUGUCUCGCAUGACUUGCAACGUGCAAGGCUGAAGUGCUAGCGCCACUGUAGACACAGCAAAGAAGAAUCCUACAAUCGCUACACACGUCUCAUACAACAUUCGUGGGUUAUAGUGGGUUUCCUCAAAGAUAUGAUUGUGAUUUAAUAUGAUAUUCAAUGUCAUAGUAUCUUUAUUAUAUACUGUGUAGAUCUCCAUAACUUAAGUAGAUACAUGGUAAUCUAAAUGACUCUUUAAAUGUAUUUAUAAUUAUGAUACUAAAUGUAACUUACAUACCUAAUCUGGAUCUUCGUCUCAGCAGAUAGCACUUAUCAUAUCUGUAUUUCCCAAAUGAAUUGAAAAGAAUUUAACUUUUUUAUUCCAAUCAACUAGUGGCCCAUAGAUAAAUACAUUAAAACAACAAACAAAACCUCGGGCAAAAAUGUUAGCGUUCCUCCGCCCGUCGCCCAUAGUAGUUAAUUGUUUAAUUCGUGAAUUACUUAAUUAAAUGUAUCACUUAACCAUUGUUGUAUUUAAAUAAACACGCAUAAAAAUCA
This is a messenger RNA of Cydia pomonella (codling moth), 2273 nucleotides long. RefSeq lists its product as uncharacterized. The transcript is spliced from 5 exons. NCBI's taxonomy places the organism in Eukaryota, Metazoa, Arthropoda, Insecta, Lepidoptera, Tortricidae. The coding region runs from base 360 to 1616 and encodes 418 amino acids. The record is from RefSeq and is a predicted model, not a curated record.